Messenger RNA from Coregonus clupeaformis (lake whitefish), 1158 nucleotides. RefSeq names its product phospholipase A and acyltransferase 1. Gene Ontology annotation, cellular component: cytoplasm. Lineage: Eukaryota; Metazoa; Chordata; Actinopteri; Salmoniformes; Salmonidae. Gene Ontology annotation, molecular function: A2-type glycerophospholipase activity; glycerophospholipid phospholipase A1 activity. The record is from RefSeq and is a predicted model, not a curated record. Gene Ontology annotation, biological process: N-acylphosphatidylethanolamine metabolic process. The transcript is spliced from 5 exons. Bases 315 to 842 code for a protein of 175 amino acids.
AGUUAUCGCCUUCUAGCAUCAGUGGCCUAUGGAUGCUCGUAACCUGGCGACUGUCAUCAUCUGUCAAAGUCGAUACAUGAAACACUACCUACCUGUAGGACCUCAAGCACCACUUUAAUUUUCGCCAAGCAAUCAGAGGGACUAUAAUCCGAAUAAAUUGGAUUUUCUCUCAGACAACCGACCAUCUCAAGGACUUGGAUACAAUUAUUUUUCUCAUUUGACUUUUAAAAGGUGCGGAUAUAAAUCAUGGAACACUAACAUGGAGAGGAAGAAAAAGGUAUUGGUAUUUGAAAUUUGUGGAAGCAUGAUGUGGGAUGGAUAGAAAAAACGCAACCUCUACUAUGGCCUCUAAUGACCCUGACCCCCCCGGUACCCCCCAGCCUGGUGACCUCAUUGAGAUCUUCAGACCGGCCUAUCAGCACUGGGCUCUGUACCUGGGAGACGGUUACAUCAUCAACUUGACACCUGUUGAUGAGAGUCAGGCUGCAGCCAUCUCCAGUGUGAAGUCUGUGUUCAGUCGGAAGGCGGUGGUCCGAAUGCAGCUUCUAAAGGAAGUGGUUGGAGACGACUCGUACCGGGUCAACAACAAAUACGACGACGACCACACUCCAUUGCCCGUCGAAGACAUAAUUCAGCAAUCUCAAGUCCUCAUUGGCCAGGAGGUGUCUUAUGACCUGUUGGGCAGUAACUGCGAGCACUUUGUCACCUUGCUGCGCUACGGAGAGGGGGUGUCUGAGCAGGCCACACGGGCCAUUGGGGCCAUCAGUUUGGUGACAGCUGCAGCAAGUGCCUUCUCUGUGCUCGGACUGAUCAACACACGCUCCAGAAACCGACCCUUCUGAGGCCCCUCAACAAUAGCAGCAUUGUCCUGUGCUACUGGUCUGGGAUACAAACUUCCUCUCAGUCUUUUGGUUAAGAGGAUACCUCAUCUUUACCCACUGUCAUAAAAAAUUAUGCAUUUACCUAUUUUAUCAUCCUUUGUAUUGAAGGCCAAGAAGACCAAGUACUGUAUACAGUAGAGAUGUUGCCUACAUUAAAAUAUAUGCGAUCUUGCUGGAGAUACACAUUUUGAGAUGUUGAAAGGAUUGGUUGGGUGAAAAUUAUCAAAAAUUAUCAAAUGUAACAAAGGAAUCAUUAAUAAAGAAAACUGAAACAUUA